GGAGUUCGGUCGCUUGAAGCUCUCAUUGAUGAGCAGAUCAAAGUUGAGACCCGUGCCCUGACCAGCCUUCGCAUUGUGACGCGGAUAGAAUUUGGGGCCCUCGCGUGCCUUGAUCUCCUUGGAGCGCGGCGAAAGCUCCGAGUUGAACACCAGACAGAACCCGAACUCCGUCUUCUCCAUUACAAAGUACUCGCAGCAGUCGAAGGGCGAGCUGCGCCACAGGCACGAGUCCGGCACAAUAAUAUCCUCGCAGCUUAGCGUCAGGAAAUAUGCCAACGUUGUGAGGUUAAUGAAGUUCAUUGCCUCGAGAUUGUCGUCCUUCAGCUCUGACAAGCCGGCCGCAUAGCUGCCAAAGCUCAGCGUUUCCAGACGAAUAACCAAAGUGGUGAAGGACGCCACCAGCUCCGAGCUGGCAUUGGCAGGCAGGAAUCGCGCCUUGGCUGCCUUGAGCUGGCUCCAAUUGAUGCGAUUGUGAGGGCAAAUGCCAACGGCUGGAAAUUCAACGAGAAAGACGGGAUACUGCGGAUCUUGGACGACAGUUUGCAGCUUCUGCGACACAAAUCGUUCCGACAGCAUCAGAUAGAAGAACCACGACAGGGCAAUGCUGCCGCAGAGCAGCAAACACCAGAUAAGUCUGCAAAGGGACAGCACAAUUGGUGCAUCAGUGGCCAAUCAAUCCACUUGCCUGCUCAACGCUUAACGCCUGCAGACCUCUCCAGGUUGUGCAGCUGCGGAUCGUAGAGAUAGCGGACACAAUGGAUGGUUGACUUUUCGCAGUAGCUCCGAAAGUAGACGCGCAGCAACUCCAUAAAGCACUUAGCGUCAGCCUUCUGCGGCUCAUCCGAUUUGUCGCCAUUCGCCAUGCCGGGACGCGUGUCGUUGAUUCACUGAGCUGUGGUCCGGCUGCCGGGGAACCCUUUUAUGGAAUGGCUGUGCAAAUUGCUGUGGGAAACUUUUAUCGGACAGGCAUCCAUUACGGUUCACAUCGGCCUGUAAUUGAGUAGUUAUGUUUGCGGCAAAUGAUAAGCCGGAAGUGGAAGAGGUGCGUGUCCGUGUCGUCGCACUCAUUGAUUAGCGGGCUCGCCUCCCAAUUAACCGUGACUUUACCCAGCCCAAGUCCUCAGUCCUUUGGUUGAGCGAAAUGGGUGAAGUUGAGUGGCAGCCUGAUCCGCAACUCGGUAAUGACGGCGAUGAUGAUGAUGUUAAUGAUAGUGGGCCGGGCAAGCAGACUAAGUCCAAGAAAAAGGACAAAAAGAAAAACAGUAAAUGGCUUUCCAUUAGGCGCUGUGCCCGCAUACCACUGAAGGUGAUCUUUGCCAUUGCCACUGUCUAUGUGUGCAUCCUCUCCUCGGAGCGCUACUUUUACUACUGGGUGCAAACGACCAUCGAACGCACCGACGUCCACGUAUCGGAGAUCAGUUUUCCGGCAGUGACCAUCAUUCCCAUGGUUGUCACCAAUCUCAAUAUGUCACAGGAGGCGCAGCGCCGCACCAGAGUCUUCAAUAUGGCGCGGGCCGUUCUCUGGCAAACCCCCGAUGCAGCCCGACUCGAUGAACAUAGCUUCGAAGAGUUUGCCGACUACGCAGAUGUGGAUCCCACCAUGCUGGACUUGGACUCCAUACAUGAUUCAGUGCAGGAUUCUUGCAAGCAUUUCUUUAUGGAGUGCACGUGGCGCCGCAAGCCCAUGAACUGCUGCAGUCUCUUUCGGUCAGUCUCCACCUACAGGGGACUUGCGUAUGUCUUCAACUCGCUGCGCUGCGAAUUGCCGGACGAGACUUGGCCGUGGUCCGUGGCUGCUUCGGGUUCCCUCAGCGGCCUCAAUGUGAAAAUAUAUCGUAAUCAAAAUUUGUUUACUCUAAAUAUGCUGGCGGUGAUUGUGCAUGAGCCCACCCAGCUGCUGGGCCAAAGUAUCGCCUAUUCCUCGGAGGAUCGUAUUGUCGUUCCCGUGGAGCCACUGCGCUUCACAGCCGAGGCGGAUGUGAAGGCUCGUCCCAUCGAAAUGCGCCGCUGUCUGUUUGAGAGUGAGAUUGUGCGGCUGGGCCAGUCACGAUCCGAGUGUAUUUACAAGUGCCAUGUGAAGUACAUCUUGAAAAGAUGCAACUGCACCCUGAAUCUGCCCCGUCCGGUGACUACAAGGGAGGAAAAUACCACAGAGCCGAGCGACCACAAAGCACAAGCGAUUUGUGGCGUAAAGCACUUGGCCUGCUUCAAUAACAACAAACUUUCGCUGUUUGCCAUGAGCAACAUCAUCGAGGAGUCCCGGGCGAACGUCUUCAAUACCAUCGACUGCGGCUGCUACCCCCAAUGCGAUCACACACAGUACCACUCCUCCACCUACACCGAGCGAUUGAGCAGCGUGGAGAACAACAAUUCGGUGAUCGAGAUAGACGUAUACUUUCAGGAGGAGACCCUCUUCUCGUAUCGCUCCAUGCUGCGCUUCACCCUAAUCGAUCUGAUGGUUUCCUUUGGUGGCAUAGCCGGUCUGAUUAUGGGAGUCUCGGUGCUGGGCUGGGUUAAUGCCAUCCUGGAUCGCUUCGCCUGCUGUCGCCUGCCCAACGAUGGCUAGCCACUGCCACUACCACU
Molecule: messenger RNA, 2583 nt
Organism: Drosophila obscura
Lineage: Eukaryota; Metazoa; Arthropoda; Insecta; Diptera; Drosophilidae
Product: pickpocket protein 19
Exons: 6
Coding region: 1142-2566 (474 amino acids)
Biological process (GO): sodium ion transmembrane transport
Cellular component (GO): membrane
Molecular function (GO): ligand-gated sodium channel activity
Source: RefSeq, a predicted model, not a curated record